UAUCACAGACAGCCAGGUCAAGGAAGCCCCCGCUGAGCCCCUGAGCGUUCCUGCUGCCCUGGUCUCCUAGGCCUGGUCCUGAUCCUGAUCCGGAGACCAUUCCCUAACUAUGGCCUCUCCUUGCUCAGCUGUCCUGCUAGGGGAUUCAGCUGCUUUUGCUGCCGCCCUCAGGACUCUUAUCAACAACCCACAGUUCAGUGAUGUAACAUUUCUGGUUGGCAGAGAGCAGAAGGAAAUCUUUGCCCAUCGCUGCCUCCUCUCUUCCCGCUGCCAGGCAAUCCAUGCAAUGCUAAGCCAGCCCCAGGAGAUACAAGCCCCACUGAUCCUGAGCCACGUGCAGCCAGAGGUGUUCCUUGCAGUCAUUGAGUAUCUGUACACCAAUAAUGUCACCCUCAACAACAACAUUGCCCUGGAGGUCCUGACUUCAUCCAUAGAGUAUGGGCUGGAUGACCUCAGAAAGCUAUGUGUUGAAUUCAUCAAGGACACACUGAGUGUGGAGCAGGCCUGUGAGGCCUUUCAGGCAGCUGUAGCAUAUGGGCAGGUGGAUUUGCAGAUGCAUUGCCUGGCUUUCAUCGAGAGUUGUACUCAGGAUGUGGUGCUAACACGUGGCUUCUUGGAAUUGUCGGAACUGGCAGUGCAAACUAUCUUGCACAGUGACUGUUUGGCCAUCGAUGAGGUGAAGCUGAUUCGUGCUGUUCGGGAAUGGGCUCAUGUUGGAUCGUAAGCUGUUCUGGACAGGACUGUGCACGAUGUGCAGCAGCAGUGGUGCCAGGGGCUGCGUCUGGAUCUGCUGUCACCCAGUGAGCUGACCACGCUGGAGGAGGAGAACAAGAAGGACCAAAUGAUUCCAGUGGAAAUCCUGGCUCAGGCCUGGAAGAUGCAUGCCCUACGGAAGGGGUGUGGAAUGCGAUCCUCCUUGUGUCCACGCCGGCGUGGAACACUGUCGCGAGGAAACUCCAAACACCCCCUUGACCCGCAGCACACAAGUGACAGGGUGACACCUGAAUAA
Lacerta agilis (Sand lizard) is the source of this 1009-nucleotide messenger RNA. It is a transcript of the gene BTBD19, whose product is annotated as BTB domain containing 19. Gene Ontology annotation, molecular function: protein binding. Lineage: Eukaryota; Metazoa; Chordata; Lepidosauria; Squamata; Lacertidae. The record is from RefSeq and is a predicted model, not a curated record.